Messenger RNA from Blastomyces gilchristii SLH14081, 3531 nucleotides. Its product is annotated as anaphase-promoting complex subunit 4. Gene Ontology annotation, cellular component: anaphase-promoting complex; nuclear periphery. Lineage: Eukaryota; Fungi; Ascomycota; Eurotiomycetes; Onygenales; Ajellomycetaceae. The record is from RefSeq and is a predicted model, not a curated record. Gene Ontology annotation, molecular function: protein binding. The transcript has 6 exons. Gene Ontology annotation, biological process: positive regulation of mitotic metaphase/anaphase transition; protein K11-linked ubiquitination; anaphase-promoting complex-dependent catabolic process. Bases 344 to 2824 code for a protein of 826 amino acids.
CUUAGUUAACACCUGAUCUUCUCAACACAACACUUCAACACAGUUUUUGACUUCAUUCCCCCCAACAACACAGUGCCAUUAUAGAUCCAACACCCCUAAUUAAAUAAUUACACGAUCAUGCCUAGAUUCCCACAGGCAAAACCUCCCAAUUAAUCUCAAUGGAAAGUCAGCACCAUUUCAUCCAGACUCCUAAACCCAAUUAGAGCGCGUGGAAUAGGGUCAAGAAGAACAUAGUGAUACGUCAGGAUCACGGGCAUGAGGAGCUUAGAAUAACCAAUUUUUUCCAUCGUCUUCACGUUUCAUUUUUCUCCCUAUUACCCUCUUCAAACUGGCCCAUUGGACCAUGAUGGACUCCCCACACCUGCCUCAGUUGGCAUCAGUCGCUGAGAAAACGCUCACGUCAAAAUGCAAGCCCGGAUCAAUGGCGUACUGUCCAACAAUGGACCUGGUCGCGGUGACUAGCGUGGAUGAACGAGUGGAUGUUUUCAGGCUGAAUGGGCAGCGGGUGUUUGGGGGUGUUUAUGGUGAGGGUGGACGUGGCCGUGGUGGAGGCGAAGUACGAAGGAUCAAGUGGAAGGGCAGCGGUCAUCUCCUCGCCGUCGUCUGUUCUGACAACAUCAUCCGCAUCUUAAGUGCGUAUAGCGGCAAGACCGUACAUCAAUUACCAUGUGGUCCCUCAGCGGCAUCUUUUUCAACUGCGUCCGCACCGACAUCUUCUCCCACAUUUCCAGCGGGCCCCGCCCUAUCGGUUUCUUGCCUUGGCUGGGGAAUGAACUUUACCGAUGGCAAGAGCGCAUUGAAAAGCCUUCAGGAUGCGGAAGGAAGGCUUACCGUUGAUGAUCUUCUAUCGACGGAAAUGCAGUUGUCGAAAAUCGCGCAGUUGAAGGCGGAUUUGCCGCGCGAGCUGGCUAUGCUAGAUAUGGAACGGUCUUUGCCUAAAUUGAGCACGUUGCCGUCUACGGGGAAUGACGACGAUGUCUUUGGGUCUCGAGCAUCGAUUGAUUCCAUCUUUCAUGCAACCAAUAAAAACACAGGUGACUUUGUCGAUGUCUUGUUAGCUGGCUUCGACGACGGCACUAUUCAUCUACGGAUAUUUGACUGCUUCGAUGUUGGCUCGUUUCAUGUUGGGAGCUCUCUUGGAGGCUCUACCGCUAGCAAGAUUCUACUUCACGCUUCUCAUCCCAUUAGCUCUACACAUUCCCUUUUGUUCUCCACGGGAAAUGGUUUGCGUCUUGUCACUCUCGAUCUGCGAUUUAUCACGAAAUCCGGAAGGUACUUAUCGCUCCUCGCAUCGAAAAUCACGCAGUUACAAAAUUUGCUACGGUAUAUCAAGCAAGUCCAGGCACAGAUACAACUCGAGUGGAAAAAUGCUCAGGAUCUUCCGGGGCGGUAUAUCCGGAAUGUAACAGAAGAUUUACAAGACAAGUGCGCGUGCGAUUUUGUGACAGCCGCAUACCACCUACUUGUGACUGGAGACUGCUUCCAACCACUGAAGGAGUUUCUCGUAGACGUCCUUGGCGAUAGGGGCUAUAAACGUUGGGAGAAGGCAGUUACAUCCGGCUACGAGGCACUGAGACGACUGAUCCACGAAUGCCUUUUGCCAGCACUGGAAAGAUGUGGAGUCCUCCUGAGCCGGCUAAUAGGGCUCUCAAAAUUCCACAAGCUCAGCCCGAUUCUCGGGCUGGAAACUACAGACCUUGAGAAAUGCCAAGACACUGUGGACUGCCUUAACCUACUCUCCCAUAAAGUACUCAUACAUAGUAGCCGUGAGCUUCGAGAGUUCGCCGCAUUUGCAAAAUGGUUGAAACAUGAGGUUGACCUGCAGGCUGCCGAUCCGCUAUCUGCGACUUAUGAAGAGCUAACAGAGAGCAGCGAUUCGCUCGACCACGGGCAGAUACUAAGCUACAUCCAAGGAGCAAUGACUCGCAGUGCUCUACAGGAUUUCAUCCAGCCUGUCCCAGCACAGUCGCCUCCUAACCGAUGGGAGCCGACAGGGCAAGACAGCUCGUUUUAUGAAACGUAUAAGAAAUUACUCCAGCAGCAGGAUAAGAGAGGGUCAGAUCAGAUCGAUAUGCCGUUGCUGAGCGAUCUGACUUCUCGUCUUCGACUCCAGAGUGAAAAGGUGUUCACACAGAUUGCGGAGACGCAGCGACGAGGUAUCCUCCACCGGUCGCCGUUGUCUCUUGGGCCUGAUUGUGAUGCGGGAGUUGUAGAUAUGACGAUGAAUUUCGGGCCUUUCGAGGACUCUACGUACCCAUCUGUAUACAUUGCGUCGAAAUCAAAAAGCUCCCCAUGGAUAUUUUAUAUAUAUCGAGUUGUCAUCGAUACAAUCAACGGCGUCAGUUCAACGAAAGCCACGCUCCUCGCUGCAAUCAACUUACAGCGAGGUAAUAUCACAGAGAUAAAAUUCGUCGAAGACGGUACAUUAAUGCUUCUCUUAUCUGACUCGGGAAACACUCACCUCACCAGCUUCCCCUACACCCCCAACUCGAAUGCUAUAUUCCACCCUAAUUACAUCAGAGUAGGCGAAGAUGGUUCUGGGAUUUCCGCUACCCUAGAUUCCGUGGUACCCGCAGAGCAGGUGACGCACCUAGAUAUCGCGAACCCGGAACAACAUGCGGAAUUUGUGCGGCAUACUUUCCUCCAGCAGGAGGGUAUGGAGCCAGCUGAGAUGCAGGUUAAUGGGCGGAAGGGAAGAAGGGCUGUGUGUGUUUUGUACGCUGAUGGGUUAAGGUAUACUGUAUUUGAUAUCGAUAGUUCAGAGGGCAGGGAAGAGGAGGAGGAAGAUGGAGAUGGGGAUGGGGAGAUGGAAGUGGAAGAUUAGGUUAUGAAUAAUCGAGCAUAAACCUUCCGCCUCUCUGUUUGAUUUUUAUCCCCUUUUUAUUUACGAUCCUUUCGUAUCACGACGGGGGGAAGGAAAUUUAUGAGUACGGACGGAGUUACCAGGCAGAGAAGGGUCUAUUUCACCUUAUGUAAUAUCAUGUGGCUAUCAAAUCGAGUCGCCCACAAAUCAAGGUAAUCUAGAUGCCUGUCAAAUCAGAUCAAACGAAUGUAUAGCCCAAACAGAUAAUGACGAUUAACCAGUAUUAUGCUAUCUGAGAAGUAGGGGUUGGUUCUAUCAACAAGAUGUAGUGCAAGGAGAUGAAUCUCUCUAGCUUUCCUCAGAAGAAAUUGCACCAGACUCCACCAGCGGCUGCAUGAGAAAAUCAUCAUAAGCUAGUUCCUCCGCUGUUGGCCUCUCCUCUGGCAUCCAGCGUAAUGCCCUUCGGAGAAAGUUUAGGAAUAGGGUGCGAUCUUCGUUGUUUAGACGCCGCUCGCGUGUUUCAAAGGACUGAUCCCGUAUGGGCACAGAUCCCUUCCAGUGUAAGAAUAAGUGCUCGCAGGCGAUUAUUCAGUGGUUCGCAGCUUGGCAUGAUAUGUACUGAUAGCUACUAGAAGUACGGAGUAUUCAUGAUAGAAAGAUAAAUGUAGAGAUUAAAUGUAUAAAUAGUAUUCAAGCUGAGUUACAACGUGUGACUGUCUGGGACCAGG